This is a messenger RNA of Bipolaris oryzae ATCC 44560, 465 nucleotides long. RefSeq lists its product as uncharacterized. The record is from RefSeq and is a predicted model, not a curated record. Gene Ontology annotation, molecular function: glutathione peroxidase activity; glutathione transferase activity. The transcript is spliced from 2 exons. Gene Ontology annotation, cellular component: membrane; nuclear envelope; endoplasmic reticulum. Bases 1 to 465 code for a protein of 154 amino acids. NCBI's taxonomy places the organism in Eukaryota, Fungi, Ascomycota, Dothideomycetes, Pleosporales, Pleosporaceae.
AUGGCCAUUAUCCAGGUUCCAGACGAGUACGGCUACGUCCUCGGCGCCGCCGUCUCCACCUUCUUCGUCGGCGUCUGGCUCGGCGCGCGCGUCGGCUCCUUCCGCAGAGCAGCCAAGAUCCCGUACCCCUUCGAAUACGCGUCAUACGAACAAGUCCAAACCGCGUCGCCCGCCUCCAAAUCCGCCAUGCUCGCCUUCAACGCUGCGCAGCGCGCACACCAGAACUUUGGCGAGAACCACACUACUGCGCUCGCUGCUAUGCUGGUUUCUGGGCUGAGGUUCCCCAUGGCGACGGCGGCCCUGGGCGUCGCGUGGAGUGUCAAUCGUGUGUUUUAUUCGGUCGGGUAUACGAGGAGUGCGGAGAGUGGGGGGAAGGGAAGGUAUUAUGGUGCGGCAGGCAUUAUAGCACAUUAUGUGCUGGUGCUUAUGAGCACAAAGGCGGCGUAUGAUUUAAUCAUGGCGUAG